AAACCACCAAGAUCCCUCUACAGAUGGCUCAACACUCUUUUCUUCUCGUAUGCAUCUUCCUCUCAAUCUCCUCGAUACUAUAUUUUGGCCAAACUGAAGCCACCUCAAUUGAGAGUUUGGUGCCAAGAUCUCUCUACGACUCAAUAUUCAUCCAUAAGGACAAUACAGCUUGCCCCGCAAAUGGUUUCUACACUUACGAAUCCUUUGUGCAGGCGACCAGACGGUUUCCGAGGUUCGGUGGCGUAGGAAGCCCCGAGACACGAAGGCUCGAAGUGGCUGCGUUUUUGGCUCAGAUAUCACACGAGACUACCGGAGGAUGGGCAACGGCGCCAGACGGACCAUACGCGUGGGGGUUGUGCUUUAAAGAAGAAGUGAGUCCACAAAGUAGUUACUGCGAUUCUUCUAAUACGCAGUGGCCAUGUUUCCCUAACAAGACUUAUCAAGGAAGAGGUCCAAUUCAACUAUCCUGGAACUACAAUUACGGACCGGCCGGUCGAGCCUUAGGAUUUGACGGUCUAAAGAAUCCAGAAACGGUGUCAACUAAUUCAGUGAUAGCUUUCCAAACAGCGCUUUGGUUUUGGAUGACCCCUCAGAGUCCCAAACCGUCAUGUCAUGACGUCAUGAUCGGAAGAUACCAACCUACGAAGGUGGAUUUGGCGGCAAACCGGACCGGUGGUUUUGGUUUGACCACAAACAUAAUAAACGGCGGUUUAGAGUGCGGGAUUCCUGGAGACGGACGGGUUAAUGACCGGAUUGGGUAUUUUCAGAGAUAUACUGGGCUGUUUAAAGUAGCAUCUGGGCCAAAUUUGGACUGCGAAAAUCAAAGGCCCUUUGCUUAAAUAAUUAAUUUGGUUGACCCAAAUAUUAUAACUUUGAAUAUACACACAAAAGUCAACAUGUAUGUUUAAGCUCACACAUGGAGGAGCCAUGAAGGUGUUUAAUAUGAUUCUUAUAAUGUAUUUUUCUAUGGGUUGUCUUCCAAUUUAAUGUGAUUUGAUGGUUUUUGAUUUCAACUACUACCUAAUAAAAAAAAUUAAUUGAUACAAA
Messenger RNA from Capsella rubella, 1047 nucleotides. RefSeq names its product chitinase 10. Gene Ontology annotation, biological process: carbohydrate metabolic process; chitin catabolic process; cell wall macromolecule catabolic process. The transcript is spliced from 2 exons. Gene Ontology annotation, molecular function: chitinase activity. The coding region runs from base 24 to 839 and encodes 271 amino acids. The record is from RefSeq and is a predicted model, not a curated record. Lineage: Eukaryota; Viridiplantae; Streptophyta; Magnoliopsida; Brassicales; Brassicaceae.